This is a messenger RNA of Trichoderma harzianum CBS 226.95, 3138 nucleotides long. RefSeq lists its product as hypothetical. Bases 1 to 3138 code for a protein of 1045 amino acids. The record is from RefSeq and is a predicted model, not a curated record. The transcript is spliced from 4 exons. Lineage: Eukaryota; Fungi; Ascomycota; Sordariomycetes; Hypocreales; Hypocreaceae.
AUGCUAGAUGCUUGGGACUUGACUAUCGAAGAGUUGAGGGAAUGGAAGGACAAAGGCGACAAGGAAAAUUAUGACGACGUGGCCCCAGGCUACGAAACUGACGGCAAGGGGAGAGAUGCGGGCACCAUCAGCAGACUCCAGCAUGAAAAAGAUAUGAGGAAAAUGUGGAGAUAUGCAUACAGCACCACAGCCAACCUCGAAUCUUCCGGCAAAAUCUAUGGUAAUACUCUCUCGACUCUCGAUUACAAGGAGAACCGCACGGAUGCCAUGCGACAAAAGCUUAGAGAAGACCCCCAAGCGGACGUUGGCUUCAGCGUCGAUAAGCCCGUUCGCUUCAAUCCGUACCCAAAGUACAACAGUGACGAGUGGAAAAAGCAACGACACGCCGCUCACGUUCCUUGCAAGGGUCCAACCGGAGAGCCUGUCGAAGACCUGCUAGUCUUCAAGGGUCGUCCUCACAAUUUCCCUGAGCCCAACUUUGGAAGCUAUUCUUUGUUCAACAUGGAUCCCAACUUGUGCUGGGAGAGAGAUACGCGACUUGGCCCCUAUGGUCUACUCCAACAAACAAAGAAGGUGGCUGAUAAAGUCGAAGUUAUCGACUGGGAUAAUGUCAAUUGGGGCGAUCUGCAAAAACGAUGCUUGGAGGCAAACGCUGCGAGAUUCGAUUUGAACAGGGAUAAGAAGAAUCCGUACUUGGACGUUUACCCAGAGCUUGCUAAGCCCGAGGCUCCCAAAGACGAGGCUCCCAAAGACGCCGAUGACAAAGCUGCCACUGCUCAAAAGGAUAAGGAGUCACCAGUUCAACCUCCUAGGGAGGACGAUAAGACGGUGAAGAUCAAGGGGCGGUCGCCGUUUGACUCUUCUGGCGGAGAGGAUGAGGCUAAGAUUGUAAAAGAGAAACGAUCCGUUAUUCUGCUGCGAUCCUACACGGGCAAGGUUUACUCCAAAAAUGACAAGGAGACGAUUCGCGCUAUGAUUAGCGAGCUUUCGCUCAAGUCUGGUGGUGAAAUCGAAGUUGUCCUCCUCGUUCAAGUCAAGGAUAACAAGCUCAAUAUUUUCGAUGACCCCGAAGUAUACCAAAGCGUUUUGCAGAAGCAUAUCCCUCCCGAGUUCCAUGGUAUCACCGUUUUGUGGAAUGACAAGCAGGUCUGGGAUAUCUACACCAAACUGGAUGAAAAGGCACGAACGGUUCACACGGCGCAAUGGCUCUGUGUCCAGAAAUUCAGCGCUGACCACCCCGAAUUCGACUAUAUCUGGAACUGGGAGAUGGAUUUCCGGUUCACCGGCCACCAUUACGAUAUGCUUGAUAACAUUGCGAAAUUUGCCGCCAAGCAGCCGCGUCGAGGCUCCUGGGAACGGAGUGAGCGGUGGUACAUCCCUGAAUAUCACGGCGACUACGAUACGACCUUCCGCAAGGACGUCGAGGAGACUUAUGCCGGCGAUACUGUUUGGGGUGCCCCCAACCUGCCAUUUAUCAAGCCAGUUGGCCCCAAGCCUCCCGUUAAAACGCCCGAGGAAGAUAACUAUUCGUGGGGUGUCGGCGAAGAGGCAGACUUCAUCGCCCUCGGCCCGAUCUUCAACCCUGUCCACAGUAACUGGAUUAUUGCCGAUAAUGUCUGGGGUUAUUCAGAUAAAGAGCACAGGGCCCGUGAUCUUCCGCGUCGCACCACCAUCGUCACUCACUCCCGUCUGUCGAAGCGUCUUAUAGACAUCAUGCACAUUGAGAACCUGCGUGGAAACCACGUUGCCUCCGAGAUGACACCCCAGACCUUGGCCCUGAUCCACGGCUUCAAGGCUGUUUACGCCCCGCAUCCCAUCUUUACGGACCGAGAUUGGAACGGUAAAUUCCUCAACCAAUGGUUCAAUCCCGGCCCCAAGGGAGAAUCUGGCGGAUACGGAAGCCCUAUGGGCUGGGGUAGAGAGCGACGAUUCCAGGGCAACUCUUGGUACUAUCGAGCAGAGCCGCCGAACCGGAUGUACAACAACUGGAUGGGCUGGGUUGACACUGGCAUUGGAGGCGAGGAAUGGGAGCAGGAACAUGGGCGACCAUGCCUGCCAUCCAUUUUGCUUCACCCUGUCAAGGAUACAACGCCCACUAAGAAGGAUCACAAGACUGGCUUUGAGCUCUUCUACGAUUGUACACCUACACCGCGGCGGUUUUUACUGCCUAGGCGGUCGACGCAGUCGUCGUCGCAAACGCCAGGUGCUCCUCCGCAGUUUCAAUCCACUCCGCGCUUUGGCUCCUCUUCAGCUCCUAGGCCAACGCAAGGCAAUGAGCUCGAUAUUGAGGAGUCUGAAGAUGGAGAGGAAGAAGAGGUUAUAUCUGAGUCGAGUUUGUCAGGCGAUGAGAGGGAGGCUACGGAGACGAGACAAGCUGCUUCACGCAACCGUGUGCUUGAUAUUGAGUCAGAUGCUGGCAUACCAUCGCAGGAGGAGCCGUCGUCUGAUGUGAUGGAUUCAAAACCAAAAUCCCAUCGAAGAUUUCAUAUCGAGUCAGAAAGCCCAAGUGAGGGCUCACAAGGUACUAUGGUGGGCAGAGAAGCGAAGCGUCGGAAGAUGUCGAUAUCUCCGACGCCUUUGAUCGGUUCUGACGAUGCGCCUUACGAGGAAAGCGCCUUUGAUACUGAAGACGGAGCAUCGGUGAUGAGUAUGGAUAGCGGGGAGGGGUCGCCCAUUAUCAUGAGGAAUUCCAAGGCUCUUCAGCAGCCUGUUUUCCAGCAAGCGCCGCGAUUCAAGCCUCUCGACGCUGAAAUUACAUUCAAUGGCCUCCCAGCGGCAUUUUCACCCCAGCGGAGAGGGUCAAGAUACGUCUCUGGAGGAAUGGCGGCUCAGCUCCAAGGAUGGCUUUCAGAAGUCAAGGGGUGGGAUGAGAACAGCGGGAGGGUCGAAUCAGUGAUGAAGCUUCGCGUGGAACAGGUUAGGUCGGGGAGGCGAAUGUAUCUUGUAGAAGGCCGCGAUCCUUUGACAGAGGCAUCUAAGAGAUGGAUUCUGGCUGGCGAGGGAAAGCUGACUGGUCUGGGUAAGAGGGCGGAGGUGAAGAUGGGGAGCGUGGUGCUGAUUGAGCCGCCUGUGUGGGAUGUUGAGUUGGAGGGGAGCAUUUGGAAUGUGGCCUGCGAAUGGAGUGUAGAGAUGACCUGA